AUGGGCAUUACGUUUGAAGAAGAGGAAAACCCAUUCACUGUGCAGAUGCAAGAGCUGUUCAAAUGGUAUCAGCCUGAGCUCCCUCAUCCUCCUCCGGCGCCGAAGAGAGGCAACGCUUCAAGGCAAGGGCAGAAGAACUCCACUGUUUUCAUUUCUGCUGCUUUCAGAGCAGCAAAUAGACACCCUCUUGGUCAGCCCAAGCUUUUCCGUGCGAUUAGGGCGUCUCUGGGGCUUCGAGUGCUUGGAAACUUUCAGCCUUGGGAAUCUAAUUUGCUGCGCGACACGACCUACCUCAACCCUUCAUACGUGGCAAAGUUCUGGCUGAAUCGAUACUUUCGCCUCAGUCAACAGUUCGGGGAAAGCAAUCCCAAAAUAGAGGAAAAACACGCUUACAAGGGCAUGCCAAAGGCGGACGAGGUUAAAAGAAUGGCAGUCAUCCACGUUCGCCGUACCCCGAAAACCAAAGUUGGACGUGUCAUGAAUGAUGAGUUUCUGAAACACGUCUUGGAUUCUAUAGUCCAAGCCAACACGCUUUGCGCCACGCGCAAGCACAAGGCAGAGCCAAUCUCCCACAUCAUGCUUUACGGCGACUUUGACUACCGUGAGGGACUGGAAUUGAGAGACAGCAUUUUACGAGCGUCUGAGUCCUCGGACUCAACCACUGAAUUGUCAGAAUGGACAGCUUACAAUGGUUCAAUCCCCUCUACCAUUCAGUCGAAACGCCGCCAAAGGCAAUGGCAGCCCUCCAAGAAUUCUCAAACCAAAGGAUUGACUUGCAAAGACCUCAAUGUGUCAUUCCUGUGUCGUCCUUGGGAAGUAUAUCAGCAUACAGGGAAGGUCGAGAGCGCCUCGGAGGUCGAAGAAGAAGUCGAAGAAGUCGAAGAAGUCCAAAAGAAGGGCCAAAGUCUCCCGAAAAGGGCCACGAAAAGGCUCUUGAAAAAAAUUGAGAAGUCUUUCAAAAUAUCCCAUGGAAAGAGAAGCGACCCCAAAAAGGCUUGUAGGCAGCCUCAGAUGGAGCACGAUGAAGUCAUCGCGGAAAAGGUCGAGAGCCUCUGGCAAGACUUCCGCAGGCUUGAUUUGGUACGGCUUCCCGUGCAAGUUCAAAUACUGGGCAUAUGGACCGCUCUCUGCGAACGGUAUGGCGACAAAAUCUGCGUGAUCGGUCACCGCUCCGGCUUUGUAGAGGCCGCUGCAUUUACUGGAAUACCGACAUUUUAUCUCAAUGACGAUCGCAAAAAGCUGGAACGAGGUUCCAUUGAUCACAAGAGGCUCCUAGUUGACGCUAAGGCAGCCCAAAAUAAGAAAAGAUUGCGCGAGGCUUCGGACGCAAUGAACACGUUGAUCCCGGUGGAAAUGCUGGAGAAGCACAGAGUUGAAAAAAAGGACGGCGCCCAGGGCAAGCGGAAUAGCAAAGAAAAGGAUAACCAGUCCGGAGAACAGAGAAAUGAGAGGGGUCAACACAAAGAGAAGGAAAAGGGAAAACAGAAGACCCAGAAAAAGGAGAAGCAGUCGGGAGAGCAGAAAAGCAACGUGGGGCAGCAGGAUGAAGGCAGCGAGAGUGAAGCCGAAUCAGAAUUCGAGUUUCACGUGGAUAACUCGUACCGGCGGGAGCUCACAGCGGCAAUAUACAUAUACAUGUGCUGCAAAGUGGACUUGAAUACCAGCGAGGCCGUGCCAGUGUGGAGGCAGAGAGUGAAGCUGAUGCAUGACAAGGAGGUGGGAGUGAAAUGGUUGGCGGAAAAGCGGGACUUUGCCUACAAUCCGGACAUCGCCAAGUGGCAGGAUGCUCUCCCAGAUACAAUCAAGGGGCCCCAGGGCCUGUCAAACAACUGGAUGUCGAUAUUCGCGCUGCACGACGUGUGCUGGCCGACUGGCACGCCCGCUGGGAGGAGGAUGAUUGCCCACUCCGGGUCGUCUGGGUCCUCCUGGCCCAACGGGGUGGAUCUCCGGAUCGACGCGAGAUCUUCAGAGGAAUAUGCUUCCUACAGUGCCUGGGUGGGGAAGGCUGUGGUCCCAGGCACCACGAACGCGAACCCUGGUCUUGGUGCUCGCGAGGGAAAUCCUCCUACGAAUCGACUGACCCGAAAGAGGCCCGAGCCUCUUCGGCGCAUCGCCAGACUCAGGCAGGCGCGCUUCCAUGCCCCAUCCAUGCCCCAGAGCAACCGCUCGCAGGCCGCAAGCGCCUCAGACAGGUCCGUCUGGGUCCAUGAACGGACGCCGAUGGAGCCCCGUGUGGAAUCCCAGAAGUACUUCCCCGAGUCCCCAGUGCCACUUGGCAAGCGCAUUCCGCAGCACCUUCUCGAGGGAAACCCACCGCUCAUUCGCGGGGAACGGGCCUGGCGCUCAGUGCCAGACGGCCCUGCCAGUAUGAAUGUUAAGGAACAGGCCGCCGUCAAUGGACGAGCCGGCGUUGUUCUGCCCCUAGAGUAG
Molecule: messenger RNA, 2430 nt
Organism: Diaporthe citri
Lineage: Eukaryota; Fungi; Ascomycota; Sordariomycetes; Diaporthales; Diaporthaceae
Exons: 4
Coding region: 1-2430 (809 amino acids)
Source: RefSeq, a predicted model, not a curated record